Messenger RNA from Microtus oregoni (creeping vole), 3102 nucleotides. RefSeq names its product neuroligin-3. Bases 332 to 2818 code for a protein of 828 amino acids. Gene Ontology annotation, biological process: presynaptic membrane assembly; postsynaptic membrane assembly; synaptic vesicle endocytosis. The transcript has 7 exons. Gene Ontology annotation, cellular component: postsynaptic specialization membrane; cell surface; synapse. The record is from RefSeq and is a predicted model, not a curated record. Gene Ontology annotation, molecular function: neurexin family protein binding; signaling receptor activity. NCBI's taxonomy places the organism in Eukaryota, Metazoa, Chordata, Mammalia, Rodentia, Cricetidae.
CGCGGGCACAGCAGCCAGGCUGCCGGAGAGCUGAUCUCGGGGAUUCGGGUGCGGAGCCCUUGGCCUGGAGGCGAUAUGGGUGGUCCUUGGCCGGGUUCAGUCGUUUGCAGCCGCCUGGGGAACAGGCCUGUCUGGCCCUAAGGGAGCCCUCUUUCGAAGUGGUGGUGCUUGGACGACCCGCUCUCUGCUCUCUGCGUUGCUGGGCACCUGUAGGUGUCCCUCGAGAGCUCAGUUUUGAGGUUCAAGUCAGUGUGGCCAUGAAGGGGCUGCCUAUUGGGCUGAUGCUGUGACCCCGGAGUCUGCCUCUCCUGCCAGUACCCCUGCCCGGAACAUGUGGCUGCAGCUUGGCCUGCCCUCGCUGUCCCUGAGCCCCACGCCCACAGUUGGCCGGAGUCUGUGUCUCACGCUGUGGUUCCUCAGUUUGGUGCUGAGGGCCAGUACACAGGCCCCAGCACCCACAGUCAAUACUCACUUUGGGAAGCUAAGGGGUGCCAGAGUACCAUUGCCCAGUGAGAUCCUGGGUCCUGUGGACCAGUACCUGGGGGUACCCUACGCAGCUCCCCCGAUCGGCGAGAAACGCUUCCUGCCCCCUGAACCACCCCCAUCCUGGUCAGGCAUCCGGAACGCCACACACUUUCCCCCAGUGUGCCCCCAGAACAUCCACACAGCUGUGCCCGAAGUUAUGCUGCCAGUCUGGUUCACUGCCAACUUGGAUAUCGUCGCUACUUACAUCCAGGAGCCCAAUGAAGACUGCCUCUACUUGAAUGUCUAUGUGCCCACGGAAGAUGGAUCCGGCGCUAAGAAACAGGGCGAGGACUUAGCGGAUAAUGACGGGGAUGAAGAUGAAGACAUCCGCGACAGUGGUGCUAAGCCUGUCAUGGUCUACAUCCACGGAGGUUCUUACAUGGAAGGGACAGGCAACAUGAUUGAUGGCAGCGUUCUCGCAAGUUAUGGCAACGUCAUCGUCAUCACCCUCAACUAUCGGGUCGGGGUGCUAGGUUUCCUAAGCACCGGGGAUCAGGCUGCCAAGGGCAACUAUGGACUCCUUGACCAAAUCCAGGCCCUCCGCUGGGUGAGUGAGAAUAUUGCCUUCUUUGGAGGAGAUCCCCGUCGAAUCACGGUCUUUGGCUCGGGCAUUGGUGCAUCCUGUGUCAGCCUCCUCACACUGUCUCAUCAUUCUGAGGGGCUUUUCCAGAGGGCCAUCAUCCAAAGUGGCUCUGCUCUAUCUAGCUGGGCUGUGAACUACCAACCAGUGAAGUACACCAGUUUGCUGGCAGACAAAGUGGGCUGUAAUGUGCUGGACACGGUGGAUAUGGUGGAUUGUCUUCGACAAAAGAGCGCCAAGGAGCUGGUAGAACAGGACAUUCAGCCAGCCCGCUACCAUGUGGCUUUUGGCCCUGUGAUUGAUGGUGAUGUCAUUCCUGAUGACCCCGAGAUCCUGAUGGAACAGGGAGAGUUCCUCAACUAUGAUAUCAUGCUAGGUGUCAACCAGGGUGAGGGUCUCAAGUUUGUAGAAGGGGUGGUAGACCCUGAGGAUGGUGUCUCGGGCACUGACUUUGACUACUCUGUCUCCAAUUUUGUGGACAAUCUGUAUGGCUACCCUGAGGGUAAGGACACCUUGCGGGAGACCAUCAAGUUUAUGUAUACAGACUGGGCAGAUCGUGACAACCCUGAGACCCGCCGUAAAACCCUGGUGGCGCUCUUCACUGACCACCAGUGGGUGGAACCUUCAGUGGUGACGGCUGAUCUGCAUGCCCGAUAUGGCUCACCUACCUACUUUUACGCCUUCUACCAUCACUGCCAGAGCCUCAUGAAGCCCGCGUGGUCAGAUGCAGCUCAUGGGGAUGAAGUGCCCUACGUCUUUGGUGUCCCUAUGGUAGGUCCCACUGACCUUUUCCCCUGCAACUUCUCCAAGAAUGACGUUAUGCUCAGCGCUGUUGUUAUGACCUAUUGGACCAACUUUGCCAAGACUGGGGAUCCCAACAAGCCGGUACCCCAGGAUACCAAGUUCAUUCACACCAAGGCCAACCGCUUUGAGGAAGUGGCCUGGUCCAAAUACAAUCCCCGGGACCAGCUCUACCUUCACAUCGGGCUGAAACCAAGGGUUCGUGAUCAUUACCGAGCCACCAAGGUAGCCUUUUGGAAACACCUGGUGCCCCACCUGUACAACCUGCAUGACAUGUUCCACUAUACAUCCACGACCACCAAAGUGCCGCCCCCGGACACCACCCACAGCUCCCACAUCACUCGCAGGCCCAAUGGCAAGACCUGGAGCACCAAGCGGCCAGCCAUCUCACCCGCCUACAGCAAUGAGAAUGCCCCUGGGUCCUGGAAUGGGGACCAGGAUGCAGGGCCACUCCUGGUCGAGAACCCUCGAGACUACUCCACUGAACUAAGUGUCACCAUUGCCGUGGGGGCCUCCCUCCUGUUUCUCAAUGUGUUGGCCUUUGCUGCCCUUUAUUACCGUAAGGACAAACGGCGCCAGGAGCCCCUGAGGCAGCCUAGUCCCCAGAGGGGAACUGGUGCCCCUGAAUUGGGAACUGCUCCAGAGGAGGAGCUGGCAGCAUUACAGUUGGGGCCCACUCACCACGAAUGUGAGGCUGGCCCACCCCAUGACACACUGCGCCUCACAGCAUUGCCCGACUAUACCCUGACCCUGCGGCGGUCCCCUGAUGACAUCCCACUCAUGACCCCCAACACCAUCACUAUGAUUCCCAACUCCCUGGUUGGGCUGCAGACCUUGCACCCCUAUAACACCUUUGCCGCGGGGUUCAACAGUACUGGGCUGCCCCACUCACACUCCACUACCCGUGUAUAGCUCUAGCGCGGAGCACAACCCACCUCCCAGCCCCCUCCCUCCCAGCCCCACAAACACACAUGCACACACAUACACAUAUAUGUACACGCACGCACCCACACCCUACAGCAGACCCAUCUGCACAAACACAGACAGAUGUGGACAUGCACCCGCAUGUACAAAAACACAAAUCCAGAAGUGAACCUGAACAGGCCCUUCAAAUGGGGACACAUAUGAGUCCUUGGUACCAAGGGCCCAUGGAAUAGCAGCUGGAGCCAGAUCCCUGAACCCGACCAGACACUCCU